Drosophila santomea is the source of this 901-nucleotide messenger RNA. RefSeq lists its product as uncharacterized. NCBI's taxonomy places the organism in Eukaryota, Metazoa, Arthropoda, Insecta, Diptera, Drosophilidae. Bases 369 to 833 code for a protein of 154 amino acids. The transcript has 3 exons. The record is from RefSeq and is a predicted model, not a curated record.
UGUGAAAUAAGCACCCAAGUAUUAUACAUAUACGCACAUACAUAUGCUGCUCUUUCUGGUUUUCCUUGCUUCCAGAGUAACUUAAAAACUUUUAAAAAGGAAAUAAAUAACAAUAAACCCUUUAUGUUAAUCUACCAGCCUUGCUUGGGAUAUUAUGAUAUCAUCAAGAGUGAAGUGCUCACUGCCCACAAUGAACACCGUAGGACUUGGACAGUUCCAGAGUUCAUCGAAUCGGAGGAACUCUCCCAGGAGGCUCGCGACAUCUGAGUACCUUGAAUAUAACAGAUCAAAUAUUGUACGAGCAAGCUAGGAAACAAAAUAUUCGUGUGGAUCACCUGGCUUAUCCCGUAUCGGAUUCGGAGUUUGAAAUGUUUUCAGAGAACAUUUGCGAAUUUCAAAAAAACGUGUGUGUUUAUUAUUGGGCUACUGAAGGAGCAGUUUCCUAUGGCAUUGCCAAGGAGCGUAGAACCGAAGUUGAACAAUCAUUGGCUGACAAAUUCUCGGCUAUCACGUGGAAAACAACGACAGAGAUCGGUGUUGGAUGGGCACCAAAAUAUCGAUCAAAUAAGAACGGACGAAAGAUAUUGGUUGUGCGGUACAGUCCAGCAGGAAACCAGCCGGGAGAGUACGAAAACAAUAUAGAAAACCCCGAAUUCCUGGAAUACUUUAACAUGCCAGCAAGGGAGGAGCCCGAUACAGCGCACAGUCACAACCAUUCGGCUAAAUUAAGUAAUGGUGUAGUAGAUGUGCUAGUUUAUAUUAUGUUUUUCGUCCUAGCCAAACUAGAAUGCGACUUUAAGUGCACUGGUAAUUCCUUUCUUAUAAGCGGUUGAAACCGAACCAUGUAAAAUUCAUAAUUGAGUAAAGAUGGUUGGGUUUAUCACAUUAUAUGCCAAAAUUA